GAUGAGUGUUGAGUGAAAAAUUGAGUGAAAAAGUUGUUUUUGGGUGAUACUCUUGUUAAAUAUUCUUUUGCAACCCAAAUGACUCCACGACCAAAUCCUCAAGAAAAUGCCCUUAAAUCAACGGCGAAGGACAUGUCUGACACACUGCCUGGACAAGAUGAAGUUUCAAAGCCUAGUGCUAAUGCAUCAAGUGUUCAGGAUCUUGGUACAGAUUUCACUUUCAAGCACGAAAUUGUUUGGGAAAAUGCGUUGGCGUUCUUAGUCUUUCACAUUGUGGGAUUUAUUGGUCUGAUUGAGGUCUUUACUUUCCGUGUAAGCAUCAUAACAACAAUGUACAGUAUCGCACUGCUUAUAAUCGGUGGGAUUGGGCUUACGAUGGGAGCUCAUAGGCACUUUACCCAUCGCACCUUCAAAGCCAAUACAACUUUGAAGCGUGUCCUUAUGAUUCUCUUUGUGCUAAACGGACAGAAUUCAUUAUGGGAAUGGGCUAGGGAUCAUAGACAACAUCAUAAGUACUCAGAUACAGAUGCUGAUCCUCACAACGCCAGCAGAGGAUUUUUCUUUUCUCACGUAGGCUGGCUUAUGUCCAAGAAGCAUCCUAAGGUGAUCGAACUAGGCAAAGGGAUCGAUAUGUCGGAUCUCGAGGCAGAUUCAUGGAUCAUGUUUCAAAAGAAAUAUUUCCUUUUAAUAUACGGAUUAGUAUCUGUGGUUAUUCCUACCAUUAUCCCGAUCAUGUUAUGGAAUGAGGAUCCCAUAAGAUCCUUCAUCGCUUGUUACGUAACCAGAACAACGCUAGCCCUUAACUUCACGUGGUUCGUGAACAGCCUGGCCCAUUUGUACGGAACACGUCCUUACGACAAAACCAUCCUUCCCGUACAGAGUCAAUUUGUAAGCUUCUUUGGACUUGGCGAAGGUUGGCACAACUACCACCAUGCCUUCCCUUGGGAUUAUAGGACAUCAGAAUAUGGGCAGCCAUACAAUUUUGCAGCAACAGUUAUUGACUACUGUGCUAAGAAGGGAUGGGCGUACGACUUGAAAUCAGCCACAGAAGAAUCCAUCAAGAAUCGUGUCCAACGAAAGGGAGACAAUUCCCACGAUAAGUACGGUGAUGCUGACAAUUUCGAUGGGUAUCAGACCUGGAUGGACCUGUGGAAGAGUCCAGCUAAUCCAAGUUAUUCCUCAAAACUUCAACCCGAACCAAUUAGAAUUACGAGACCUUAUGUGUUGCAUGAUACUGAAAAAACAGAAUGAACCCAAUUUGUGAAACAUAAAAUAUGUGUAAUUAAGACACUACUGUACAAAUGAGUAAUAAAACUUAAACUUGAUCAACAAAAA
This is a messenger RNA of Phlebotomus papatasi, 1335 nucleotides long. RefSeq names its product acyl-CoA Delta-9 desaturase-like. NCBI's taxonomy places the organism in Eukaryota, Metazoa, Arthropoda, Insecta, Diptera, Psychodidae. Bases 79 to 1251 code for a protein of 390 amino acids. Gene Ontology annotation, cellular component: endoplasmic reticulum membrane. The transcript is spliced from 3 exons. The record is from RefSeq and is a predicted model, not a curated record. Gene Ontology annotation, biological process: unsaturated fatty acid biosynthetic process. Gene Ontology annotation, molecular function: stearoyl-CoA 9-desaturase activity; iron ion binding.